GUCGCAGCUACCUUUCCCCCCGCUCCUGUCUCUUUCUCUCUCUUCUCUCUCUCUCUCUCCCUGCUUUUAUUUUUCUCCCCCACAUCAUCUAGCCAAACAUAAAUCGUCCCUUAAAAAAAAAAUAAAAACUGUUACCUUCCAUUUAUUUGAUUUUCUUUUUGCAUUUUAUUUCUUCUCAAUAAUUAACAUCGCUGUUAAUUUUCGUGUUAUUUUCAAAUCUGUCUGAAAAUCAAAAUGAUUUAAAAGGUAAAGUUGAAAAAAAUUUCGCAUCCAAUUCAAACACCCCAACCUACCCGUCGUCUGUACGGAUAUCCGCGGCACGAUCGCCGACUACCGGUUAAGAUUCUCAUCGGAUAAAAAUUUUCCGUCGAAUCCUUGUGGAUCCUCCUCUGCGUCGUUGAUCGAAUCUGUCUUUCUAGUUUGUUCCGGACGGCGUUGGGAUUCGAAAGAAAGGGAGGAGAGAAACCAUGAGUAAUCAGAAGAAGAGGAAUUUCCAGAUCGAGGCGUUCAAGCAUCGGGUAGUGGUGGAUCCGAAAUACGCCGACAAGACUUGGAAGAUUCUGGAGCAUGCAAUCGAUGAGAUUUACAAUCAUAAUGCUAGUGGUCUUAGUUUUGAAGAACUUUAUAGGAAUGCAUACAAUAUGGUUCUGCAUAAAUUUGGGGAGAGGCUGUACACUGGUCUUGUUACAACUAUGACAGCACAUCUCAAAGAAAUAUCAAAUUCUAUUGAGGCUGCACAGGGUGAUAUGUUUCUGGAGGAGCUGAACAGGAAAUGGAAUGAUCACAACAAAGCAUUGCAAAUGAUUCGGGACAUACUGAUGUACAUGGACAGGACAUAUAUUCCAAGUAACCAGAAAACCCCUGUUCAUGAGCUGGGCCUUAACCUGUGGAGGGAUAAUAUUAUACAUUUCAUCAAGAUACAGAUGAGGCUUUUGAACACACUUCUUGAACUAGUUAAAAAAGAACGAACUGGUGAAGUUAUAAACCGGGGACUAAUGAGGAACAUAAUUAAGAUGCUAAUGGAUUUGGGUUCUUCUGUUUACCAGGAAGACUUUGAGAAGCCAUUUCUUGAGGUUUCAGCUGAGUUUUAUAGAGGUGAAUCUCAGAAGUUUAUUGAAUGUUGUGAUUGUGGUGAGUACCUGAAGAAAGCUGAGAGACGUCUAAAUGAAGAAAUUGAAAGAGUUACCCACUACUUGGACGCAAAGAGUGAGGCCAAGAUAACCAAUGUGGUGGAGAAAGAAAUGAUUGCCAACCACAUGUUGAGGCUUGUGCACAUGGAGAACUCAGGGUUGGUAAACAUGCUUCUUGAUGACAAGUACGAAGACUUGGGAAGAAUGUACAAUCUCUUCCGUAGAGUUCCCAAUGGUCUCUCAACAAUAAGAGAUGUGAUGACUUCUCAUUUAAGAGAGACAGGCAAGCAGUUAGUUACAGAUCCUGAAAGGUUGAAAGAUCCUGUUGAAUUUGUACAGCGGCUUUUGGAUGAAAAAGAUAAAGAUGACAGCAUCAUUAGCUUGGCAUUCAACAAUGACAAGACAUUUCAGAAUGCUUUAAAUUCUUCUUUUGAAUAUUUCAUUAAUUUGAAUGCUCGAUCUCCUGAGUUCAUUUCCUUGUUUGUGGAUGAUAAGCUUCGUAAAGGUCUGAAGGAUGUUAGUGAGGAGGAUGUGGAGAUAAUUCUUGACAAAGUUAUGAUGCUGUUCCGCUACUUGCAGGAGAAGGAUGUAUUUGAGAAGUACUAUAAACAACACUUAGCCAAGCGGCUUUUAUCAGGUAAAACUGUAUCUGAUGAUGCAGAGAGAAGCCUGAUAGUUAAGCUUAAGACGGAAUGUGGGUACCAAUUCACUUCAAAAUUAGAAGGCAUGUUUACAGACAUGAGGACAUCUCAGGAUACUAUGCAGGGAUUUUAUGCUAAAUAUCCGGAGCUAGUUGAUGGCCCUACUCUAGUAGUUCAGGUUCUAACCACUGGUUCCUGGCCCACUCAACCAAGUGCUACUUGCAACCUGCCUGCUGAAAUGUCAGCACUCUGUGAGAAGUUCCGCUCAUAUUACCUUGGAACCCAUACUGGUCGGAGAUUGUCCUGGCAAACUAACAUGGGAACAGCAGACAUAAAAGCAACUUUUGGGAAGGGUCAGAAGCAUGAGUUGAAUGUCUCCACUUACCAAAUGUGUGUUCUGAUGCUUUUUAACAAUGCUGAUCGGCUUAGCUACAAGGAGAUAGAGCAAGCCACUGAAAUUCCUGCUUCAGAUUUGAAAAGGUGCUUGCAGUCAAUGGCCUGUGUCAAAGGAAAAAAUGUUCUACGCAAAGAGCCUAUGAGUAAAGACAUUGGUGAGGAUGAUGCAUUUUUUGUCAAUGACAAGUUCACAAGCAAAUUCUAUAAAGUAAAGAUAGGAACUGUGGUUGCGCAAAAGGAAUCAGAACCUGAAAAACAGGAGACCCGACAAAGAGUAGAGGAGGAUAGAAAGCCACAGAUUGAAGCAGCGAUUGUUAGGAUCAUGAAAUCAAGGAGAGUGCUAGAUCACAACAAUAUAAUAACAGAGGUAACAAAGCAGUUGCAGUCACGGUUUUUGGCCAACCCCACUGAGAUUAAGAAACGUAUUGAGUCUCUUAUCGAGCGGGAUUUCUUGGAAAGAGAUGCAAAUGACAGGAAAUUGUAUCGAUAUCUAGCAUAAAGAAAUGACCUCAGCAGAUUGGUUGUUUUUUUAUGGAAGGUUAGUAUUGACAUUUGGAAAUUUGUUUUACAAUUCAUGCAAGCUCCAUUGUUUUCAAUAGAUAUCAUUUCUAUAUGCUUUCCUAUUCUGUUCUCAACUUUAUUUGGUCUAAUUUUUAUUCUCAGUUUCUGGCUCUGCCCCACCCAUAUUUAUUUUCAUGUAACAUCCAAGCUAGUACCCCAACUCUGAUAUAAAUUCAUGAAAGAAGU
Molecule: messenger RNA, 2914 nt
Organism: Rubroshorea leprosula
Lineage: Eukaryota; Viridiplantae; Streptophyta; Magnoliopsida; Malvales; Dipterocarpaceae
Source: the annotation of a GenBank genome assembly